AUGUUUACCAACCGCGAGGGCUUCAACAUUGAUGCCGUCUUCGGCUCCGUCAGCCGCGCCGUCAACCACCGCACUGCCCUGCCCCUCGCCCUCGGCCUCUCCCUCGAGCCGCUCCUUGCCCGCUUCGCGCCCGCCGUCCUUCGCACGCUUCUGCACAACGAAACCGCCACCCGCCUGUUACGAUUCACGGCCGUCCACCUCGCGGGCCUGCGCCGCCCAGCAUGGGUCGUCGCCUUGCUUACGUCGGCCUACGCUCUCAGCAGCUGGCUCACCCAGAAAAGCAGCAAUAAUUGGGUCGAGGACCCGACAUGGGACUUUGACCGCGAGAUCGUGUUGAUAACGGGCGGCAGCAGCGGCAUCGGCGCGGCGGUCGCGCAGGAGUUUGUGCGGCGCAACCCGCGGACCGUCGUGGUAGUCGUCGACGUCGGCCCGCUCAAGUGGGAGCCGCCCGCCGGCACGACGGUGCACUUUUAUCACUGCGACUUGACCAGCUCGGACGCGGUCAGGGAAAUGGCAGACAAGGUGCGCGAGGAGGUGGGCCAUCCGACGGUGCUGUUCAACAAUGCGGGCGUGGCAAGGAGCUCGCCGAUUCUGCUGGCCAAGCCGGAGGACCUGGAUCUGGUGAUUAAAACGAACCUACUGGCGCAGUAUUAUGUGACGCAGCAGUUUCUCGGCGACAUGGUGCGGCACGACCACGGACACAUUGUGUACUCGGGGUCGCUGAGCUCCGUGAUUGCGGGCCCGACCAUCGGGCCGUAUUCGUCGACAAAGGCCGGCUUGUCUGCGUUGCACGACGCCCUCCAGCUCGAACUCAAGUUCAUGUAUGACGCGCCGCGCGUCCGACAAACGCUCGGCAUCUUUGGCUUCAUCCGCACGCCGAUGGUGGGCACGGCAGCCAGGGGCGGAAGCUUUGCGGUGCCGUUCCUCGAGGUUGAGACGGUGGCCGAGGCCAUUGUCGACUCCGUCUAUAGCACCUACUCGCACACAAUCUACAAGCCCGGCGCCGGCAGCUUCAGUGCAGGUUUACGAGGCGCUCCUACGUGGAUGCUGACCAACUUUCGGCUCGGCUUUGGAGCGGGCUUGGCCAAACUGCGCAUGCCGACUUUUGGCGAGCAGAUUCGCAAGGUUACGCAGAGGUAA
Beauveria bassiana ARSEF 2860 is the source of this 1140-nucleotide messenger RNA. Its product is annotated as short chain dehydrogenase. Gene Ontology annotation, molecular function: oxidoreductase activity, acting on the CH-OH group of donors, NAD or NADP as acceptor. The record is from RefSeq and is a predicted model, not a curated record. The transcript is spliced from 3 exons. Bases 1 to 1140 code for a protein of 379 amino acids. NCBI's taxonomy places the organism in Eukaryota, Fungi, Ascomycota, Sordariomycetes, Hypocreales, Cordycipitaceae.